Uranotaenia lowii is the source of this 669-nucleotide messenger RNA. RefSeq names its product 28S ribosomal protein S17, mitochondrial (gene mRpS17). The record is from RefSeq and is a predicted model, not a curated record. Gene Ontology annotation, biological process: mitochondrial translation. Gene Ontology annotation, cellular component: mitochondrial small ribosomal subunit; ribosome. NCBI's taxonomy places the organism in Eukaryota, Metazoa, Arthropoda, Insecta, Diptera, Culicidae. The transcript has 2 exons. Bases 97 to 564 code for a protein of 155 amino acids. Gene Ontology annotation, molecular function: structural constituent of ribosome.
AGCUUAUUUAGAAAUUUAAAGCUAAAAGAAAAUCGCGGAAAAUUUUUGAUACCUCACCAUUUUACUGUUAAAUUUGUUUUAUUUAAAAUAUAUCAAAUGGCAAGUCGUACGCUUUUAUUGAUGGGUCAAGUGAUUCCCUGCGUCAAACAAAAUGCAUCAAAAAUACGAGUUCGUCGAAUGGAUCUCGACACAAAUUUGAAUAUGUAUUUCAAAAAGGAUGAAUUCUACUUUGUUCACGAUCCCAAAAAAAUAUGCAAAACCGGGGAUGUUGUGCUCAUUAGAGAACUACCACAGAAACUGACUCGCCUGAUAACACAUUCGAUCCAGGAAAUUGUGUACCCAUUGGGAGACGUUACGGAUCCUAUAACAGGAAAGCAGGUUACGGUUGGUAAAUAUCGAGAGGACAUCGAAGAAACUAACCGGUUGUAUGGAAAAUCAAGCGAGGCAUUCAAUUACGACAAGGCUCCACCACGUGGUCGAUUGGAAGGAACGCAGGAUUUCACGCAUGGUGAAACGUACAUUAAAUAUCACGAGGACGGCAAAGAUCAACCGUUUGCUGUGUAGAUUGAAUAAGGCGGUCAUCUGCAGUUAUGAGUUAGAUCGAGCAAGUUUCAGUAAAUAUUAUACAAUUCAAAUACUAUAAAUUAAAUAUCCGACCUUAACACUACA